AUGUCCUCAACAGCUUCCAGCUUGGCUGCGAAGGUGUUUGAGUCCAUCAGAAAGUUCGGCCUGACUCUAGAAGUUGCAGGAGGCGUGGUGAACUCUGCCUUAUAUAACGUGGAUGCUGGGCACAGAGCUGUCAUCUUUGACCGAUUCUGUGGAGUGCAGGACAUUGUGGUAGGGGAAGGGACUCACUUUCUCUUCCCUUGGGUAAAGAAACCCAUUAUCUUUGACUGCUGCUCACGACCUCGGAAUGUACCAGUCAUCACUGGUAGCAAAGAUUUGCAGAAUGUCAACAUCACACUAUGCAUCCUCUUCAGGCUGGGGGCCAGCCAGCUUCUUCGGAUCUACACAAGCAUCGGUGAAGAUAAAAGAACUUCUAAAGAUGCCAUUGAGUUCAUUUUUUUGUUGAUCAUAUCUUACACUGCUGAGCAUGCAGCUUACCCUUAA
Messenger RNA from Onychomys torridus (southern grasshopper mouse), 441 nucleotides. RefSeq names its product prohibitin-like. Gene Ontology annotation, biological process: mitochondrion organization. Lineage: Eukaryota; Metazoa; Chordata; Mammalia; Rodentia; Cricetidae. Gene Ontology annotation, cellular component: membrane; mitochondrion. Bases 1 to 441 code for a protein of 146 amino acids. The record is from RefSeq and is a predicted model, not a curated record. The transcript has a single exon.